Molecule: messenger RNA, 411 nt
Organism: Penaeus vannamei (Pacific white shrimp)
Lineage: Eukaryota; Metazoa; Arthropoda; Malacostraca; Decapoda; Penaeidae
Source: RefSeq, a predicted model, not a curated record
AUGGAAUACGUAAAUAAACACGUGAACGGACACAAAUAUAAUACGCCAGUACCUCUUACCGCAGAAGUCAACAUGUUCCCGAGGCUGAGAUGCACUGCCGUUUCUUUCCGGCAAUUAUUAAGAACAAAGAGUAACGUGGGUGCGACAGUUACAAGAGCGUGUAGUAUAGAGACAAAGUGUUAUAAUGAACAUGAUCCAGCUCCAAUUUUCUUUGAUCAGAAAGUCCAGGAGCUUCUCAAGAGAGUCACUGGCAUGGACUUUGAUAAAAUAUUCAGAAGCAGAUUAAAUGAAAAAGAGUUGGAAGUGCCCAAGUAUGAAUUUCUCACUGACAGUGAAUUGAAUGAGGUAAGUUGCAAAGUUUGGAGACAAGAAAAACUCAGGAUGAUACUCAGAUAUUUUCACGGUGGAUAA